This is a messenger RNA of Moneuplotes crassus, 1166 nucleotides long. NCBI's taxonomy places the organism in Eukaryota, Ciliophora, Spirotrichea, Euplotida, Euplotidae. The record is from the annotation of a GenBank genome assembly.
GAAUUGAAAUAAUUAUAAAAUGAUAAUAUUUAGAACUUCUUGCUUGAAGGUGUUGUUUUUAUGAUUGACAAUACUUCUCCUAUCUCAACCCUCACUUUGUAAGAAAUGAAGAGCUCUAGCUCUUUCAGGAGGAGGAGAUAAAGGAUCUUACCAAGCGAGUGUAUUCAUCGAAUUCACCAAUCAUCUUCCAAUUGCCGAAGUCUCCUAUGACGUGGUAACAGGAGCAUCAGCAGGAUCACUGAAUGGAGCUGGAAUUUCACUUUUUGCUCCUGGCCACGAAAAAGACGCAGCUACGUUCAUAUACGGGCUAUGGCAUUCCAUCAAAUCUAGUGAUAUCCUUAAAGUUCCAGAUGACGGAAUCCUCUAUAGCCUCUUCUUCAAGCAAGGUAUUUUCGAUAAUUCUCCUCUCGAGGAAUUUUUAUAUAAGCAGUCUAAAGGGAAAACAAUUGAAAGAAAGUUUACAGUUGUUGUAACCAACUCAGAAACAGGAUUUUCUGAAUUUAUUGAUUACAACCACUCUGAUACGAUCCCUGAGGAUGCUAUCCCCACAAUAGUAGGCUCCUCAGCUAUUCCAUUUGCCUUCCCUCCGAUGAAAAGGGAAGGCAAAACCUUAAUCGAUGGAGGGUGAAUUUGGAAUCUUGAUGUAACAGGAGCCAUCAGAAGAUGCAAAGAAGUAGUUGAAGACGAGAAAGACAUUAUUGUUGACAUCAUUCUUUGUACACGAUAUUACCUCGAGGAACGAAAGAAUCUGAAAAACUUCUCCGCUCUAGACCACUACUUCAGAGCCAGAGAGAUUGAAGAGUGGCAGUUUAAUAUGCAAGAUGUAGAGAGAGCAGUCGAGAUGUACCCCGAUGUUAAUUUCAGAUAUGUUAUCGGACCUUCAGAAAUACUCUCAAACAGCCCUAUCCCACUUGAUUUCUCAGAAGACCACCUCAACAAAUGAUUCGAAAUCGGACAAAAAGAUGCUGAGGCUGCUCUCAGAAUGGGUGAAGGAGGCUACCUCUCUGCAAUGAUGGAUCACUACAAAGAGUACAAGAAUGGUGGAAACAGAGACCUUCGAGACUUCAUUAACCUCAGACUCGAGAGUGCUCCUCACGGAGAGUCCGAAUAGAUCAGAUAAUUUUCUUUAAAGCCAAAUUAUAAUUAGCUCAUUUUGCAGCUGAUUC